CCUGCAGAUUUGAAAUUGGUUAGUAUAAAAUCCCUUUUGCAAACCAACCACCACUGCCACCACCACCACGACGGCUUCACUCCGUCCGUCCUUUUGCAACCUCCUUGCCGGCACUUAACCUCUUUCUCACUGCUUUCUUCACCAAACCCAGAGCCUCCCUCAAUUCAUUUGGUUAAAAAAGUUAUUGAGAGUUCAUCUUCGAGUCUAUUUAUCAGUGCUACUCUUGAGAUAUAGAGCAAUGUCAGUGAUGGGAAAUGAUACAUCAUGGGUGGGCAGAAAACCUCUGAGGCGCAUAGGAGGGAUGUCAGAUGCCCUCUCCAUUGCCGCCGAUCUCGGCUUCUCUGUCGCCCCUCCUCCUUCUCAGGAAGAGAUCCAGACCCUAUCCACAAGCGAAAAAGGUGAUGAUUUGGUAAAGGUUUUAAGAGAGCUGACUGCUGUGCAAAGAAAAAUCGCAGAUUUGCAGGUGGAACUUCAAGGUCGGAAGGAGGACAAAAAUGUUGCUCAUCUCACCCAUGUGAGUGAAAUGGAAAAGAAGAUUGAGACUUUGUCAAGGAUAACUGCCAUAUUGAAAGAUGUCAUCCAAAAUAAGGAUCGCAUAAUAGCUCGUCUUCAGCAGCCAUAUUCAUUAGAUUGCAUCCCAGUUGAGGCUGAAUAUCAGAAACAAUUUUCAGAACUCUUAAUGAAGGCUGCAAGUGACUAUGGCGCCUUGACAGCAUCCAUUGCAGAUUUUCAGUGGACACAGAACUUCAAAGAACCACCAUCGGUUUGGGGGGAGAUGCUUCGUCCAAUCCCUGUUGCUUUAGCUUCAUGCACACGAUUCUUUGAAGCGAUGUCAGCAAUGAGAGACUCAUUUGCCACACUUCAGAAGUUGAGAGUGGGCCAUUCUUCUUCCUCCGCUAUGGCACCAAAUGCAGAUUCAUCGCAAAGGAUACCGGGAGAUUCUGAUUGUGUAACUCCUCCCUGGAGAACUGAAUCAAGACUUGAGGACUUAGCUUCCAGAAGUCCGGCAAAGUCAGAGGUUGAUCGACAGGAAGAUGAUGAUGAAAACAGUGAAGUGGGGGAGAAUGAUCAAGUUGAUGGAAUUAGCCGCAGGAGAUUAUCUUGGCCACCUUCAGUCAAACAAAAUGGUCUGUAGUCAUAGCACGUUUAACUGCUGGAAUUUGGAAUCGAGUGAGGGAGUAUAGCACAAAAUUCAAUUAUUCAAUGCCCCAAUGUUGUCAAUAGAACGUCAUUUGUUGUAUUCUUGCAUUAACUUUCACCAGGUAGGUGUACCUUUGGGGUUUCCAACUUCACAUGGGCAGGUGAAGUAUUUGUAUACUUUGUCUCGAAUGAGUAAUUAUUUGAAGAAUCAAAUGUUCAUACUCUUAGAUUUAAAAUCA
Coffea eugenioides is the source of this 1379-nucleotide messenger RNA. RefSeq names its product AUGMIN subunit 2. NCBI's taxonomy places the organism in Eukaryota, Viridiplantae, Streptophyta, Magnoliopsida, Gentianales, Rubiaceae. Gene Ontology annotation, biological process: microtubule organizing center organization; microtubule nucleation; spindle assembly. Gene Ontology annotation, cellular component: mitotic spindle microtubule. Bases 239 to 1135 code for a protein of 298 amino acids. The transcript has 6 exons. The record is from RefSeq and is a predicted model, not a curated record.